Molecule: messenger RNA, 2579 nt
Organism: Aspergillus steynii IBT 23096
Lineage: Eukaryota; Fungi; Ascomycota; Eurotiomycetes; Eurotiales; Aspergillaceae
Product: GH92 family glycosyl hydrolase
Exons: 3
Coding region: 167-2563 (798 amino acids)
Biological process (GO): protein deglycosylation; glycoprotein catabolic process; carbohydrate metabolic process
Cellular component (GO): nucleus; cytosol
Molecular function (GO): carbohydrate binding; peptide-N4-(N-acetyl-beta-glucosaminyl)asparagine amidase activity
Source: RefSeq, a predicted model, not a curated record
CCUGUCUUGGUUGACUCCGCAAUGCUCCGCUCUCGCCAUCCCAGGUUGGCUCUUUCCCCUCCGCCAUGCUCUCCACAAACACAAGUGUUGGAUCUUGUCACGGUUGGCAUCUUGGCUGCAAACCCACUGUGUUGAAUAUUAUAACCAAGCGACCUUGGGGAUAACGAUGUCACUCGUAAGGUGUUUAUCCUUUCUUUCAAUACAAUGGACAGGGAUUUUGUUAGGGAGCAUCCCCAAGACCAUCGCAGCUGAAAGUCCCAACAUCCUUCAAUUAGUCGACCCACUGAUCGGAUCCAACAAUGGAGGCAACGUGUUUGCCGGGGCCAGUCGCCCGUACGGAAUGGCAAAACCCGUGGCAGAUGUGGAUGGGCAAAAUACCGGUGGCUUUUCCACAGAUGGAAGCAAGGUGACCGGUUUCUCUACGCUUCACGACUCGGGAACAGGCGGGAAUCCGUCCUUGGGCAAUUUCCCUCUCUUCCCACAAUACUGCCCCGACAAUGAGAUCAACAACUGCAGGUUCCUGAAGGCUGCACGGGCUACUCACUAUGCGAAUGACUCGGUCGUGGCUCGGCCAGGUUACUUUGCCCUGGCCUUGGACGGCGGGAUCCGAGCCGAAAUGACAUCUACGGACCAUGCGGCACUCUACCGGUUUAAUUUCCCGGUUGCUACAUCAGCAAAUGGAUCGCAGUUGAGUCCCUUGAUACUGUUAGAUUUGACGGAUCUGUGGGAUAGCCGACAAAAUGCCUCAAUCAGUGUAAAUGUUGGGAAGGGUCAGAUCAAAGCAAAUGGCACUUUCUUGCCUAGCUUUGGUGCUGGAUCCUACGUGUCUUAUUUCUGUGCGGAUUUUGUUGGGGCAUCGGUCGAUGACGGUGGGAUUUGGGUAAACAACAGAGGAGGGACUGAAAGAACCGAGCUGUAUGUCACUCGUGGAUUCAAUAACUUCUACCUUCAAGCUGGUGGCUUUCUUCGAUUCCGAAGGCCUGAGAAUGGCACCAUCAAUGCACGAGUUGGUGUGAGCUUUAUCAGCCCAGAGAAAGCGUGCAGAAAUGCUCAAACAGAGAUUCCUCACCCGCUAGAAGAUUUCGAAGAGGUUCGGCGUGAUACAGAAACUGCUUGGCGAAAGCAGCUGAGUCCGAUAUCUAUAAAGUCUGGCGGCGCAGAUGAAGACAUACUUAGCAGUUUCUGGAGCGGCGUGUACCGAACCAUGCUCGACCCUCAGGAUCUAACGGGGGAAAACCCACUCUGGGAAAGUGAUGAGCCUUAUUUCGAUUCCUUUUAUUGCAUCUGGGAUUCUUUCCGGGCUCAGCACCCAUUCCUUACAAUCAUCGACCCUGAAACGCAAUCUAAGAUGGUACGGAGUCUUCUCGACACAUAUAAGCAUGAGAACUGGCUUCCAGACUGUCGCAUGAGUCUCUGCAAAGGCUGGACACAGGGUGGCUCGAAUGCAGACGUCGUCCUAGCAGACGCUUUUGUGAAAAACCUGACGGGGAUUGAUUGGAACCUGGCAUACGAGGCCAUGGUCAACAACGCUGAGAACGAGCCUCUAGAAUGGUCCUAUGAAGGCCGUGGCGGUCUGCAAAGCUGGAAGCGUGUUAACUACAUUCCAUAUCUGGAUUUUGACUACCUAGGUUUUGGCACCAAUUCUCGGAGUAUAUCCCGGACGGUUGAGUACUCGUACAAUGACCUUUGUCUGUCGACUGUUGGCAAGGCUCUUCACAAAGAAGAGUAUACAAAGUACCUUGGCAGGGCUAGCAACUGGCAGAAUAUCUACAAAUCUGACCAAACAUCAUCGAUCAAUGGGACGGAUACUGGCUUUGUCGGGUUCUUUCAGCCAAGGUACUUGAAUGGGACCUGGGGAUACCAAGACCCAAUUGCCUGCAGUGCACUUGCUUCAUGGUGCUCCCUUACCAGCAAUCCCUCGGAGACCUUCGAGUCAAGCGUGUGGGAAUACCAAUUCUACGUUCCUCACGAUAUGGCAAGCUUGAUCGAUCUCCUUGGGGGCUCAGACGCUUUCGUUUCCCGCCUCGACUUCUUCCACACCUCCGGCCUAGCAGACAUGGGCAACGAGCCCGUUUUUCUCACCGUCUAUCAAUACCAUUACGCCGGGAGGCCUGCACUUUCGGCUCGCCGCGCACACAGCUAUAUCCCCUCUCGGUUCAACUCCACCAACUCCGGUCUCCCUGGAAAUGACGACUCUGGCGCUAUGGGGGCCUUCGCGGUCUUCUCCAUGAUGGGUCUUUUCCCGAACCCCGGACAAAACGUCUACCUUAUCAUCGCGCCGUUCUUUGAAGCCGUGAGCAUUACUCACCCGAUCACGAACAAGACCGCCACGAUUCGGAAUAUCAAUUUCGAUAAGACGUACCGGGCUAUUUACAUUCAAAGCGCGAAACUGAAUGGAGAAGAUUACUCGAAGAACUGGAUUGGACAUGAGUUUUUCACGGAAGGCAUGACGCUGGAGUUGGUGCUAGGUGAAACAGAGAGUGAUUGGGGCCGUGGAGAGGACGAUCUUCCUCCCAGUUUGAGGUCAAAGGCGCAUGGUCAAGAUAUGGCAAGGUCCUGGUAAAUUGAGCAUAUAUAGG